Symbiodinium natans is the source of this 889-nucleotide messenger RNA. NCBI's taxonomy places the organism in Eukaryota, Dinophyceae, Suessiales, Symbiodiniaceae. The record is from the annotation of a GenBank genome assembly.
AUGGAGCUCCGUCAGCCCAUCGCUGUGGUUGUGACGGCGGCCCUGAGCUGCCUACUGACUGGCGGGCUGGCCUUUGGCUUUUCGGCCCUGAUUCCGAGGUUGGAGAGAGACGGGGCAUUUCGCGAGGACUGCCAUGAGAAGCACCCCUGUCAUGCCCAGCGCAUGCACCUGAUCUGGGUCUUCACUGCGGGAAUUUCGGCCUCAGGGUUGUCCACGCUGCCACAAGGCAUCUUGAUUGAUUCUUUGGGGCCCAAAGCCAGUGGGCUGGCUUUCGGCACUGCAGUGGCCGUCGGCUGCGCCCUCUUUUCUCUCGGCGGCCUCUGGGAGCAUGCAUACAUCACAGGCUUCGUGCUGCUUGCCGUGGGCGGCUCGGGCGUCUACGUCAGCGCCCUCAGCUUCGGAAACCUCUUCCCAAGACACGCGGGCUUCGUCGCCGCCAUCUUCGUGGGCUGCUUCGACGCCUCCAUGGUCAUCUUUCAAGUCCUUUCCCUCCUCAUAUCCUUGGGCCUGAGAGUUUCGACCAUCUUCCGGGCGUAUGCUCUCCUCUCUGCCCUUCUCGCGGCCGCGGCCGGUCUUCUCUGGCCUGCCGCGCCCGUGGCGGGCAAGAACCGUGAGAGUCAUGAAGAACCGGAAGGCGAUGGCUUCUGGAGCAAACUCCAAAGUUUGGACUUUGUUCUCUUCGCCUUUACCGUGAUCGUGGACGUCCUAUGUGUGAAUUUCUUCCUGGCGACGGUGUGGCCGAGGCUACGGUCGGUGGCGCCAGAUGAUGCGAAGAUGCUGAAUUCAUCUCUUGCAGUACUCCUGCCAGCAGGAGCCAUCCUUUUUGUCCCAUUGCUCGGCUACCUCCUUGGCCAGCUGGGGCCUGCGGCCGGCUUCCUCGCCCUGAAUG